CUAACUAGCUAGUGGCUAGCAGUGGUGACCUUAGUUGGUUUAUAAAUAAACAUUUUACUUAUUUCAUUGAUUUAUUAUGUGCAUUAUUAAUCGCGAUUGUAAGAAAAGAUGAACGAAAUACAGCAAACAAGAAUUAAUGUUAUCCCUCAAAAAUACAAAUAGAUUGAAUCUUAUCACUGUUGGCGUCUGGUUUUUUGUGAUUAAGUUUACAAAAUAAACCAUGGCAGCGAUCGAGACAGUUAAAGUGUCGGUGGUGAUUGAUUCGUCGCCUAAUAUAAUACCCUGUUCAAGUUCUUUUACUGCAGAAGAAUUGUGUAUAAUUUUAUGCAAGAAGUAUAACAUUCCUCCACUGACGCGUACGUUAUUUGCAUUACGGAUCAGAGGUACAGAGUAUUUCCUCAAAGAUAACAGCAAAGUUCUUUCGAGUUCACGAGAUUAUGAAUUGAGAAUACGGUUCAAGGUACCUCGCCUUGGACUUUUAAUAACUCUGGAUGAAACAACAUAUGACUAUUACUUUCAACAAGCUCGCAAUGAUGUCAAUGAGAACAAAAUACCAGAAAUCAAGUAUCCCGAACAUAAACAAGAGUUGCUGGGCCUUGGUAUUGCAGAUAUGACUCGGGCAAUAUUAGAAGAGAAAUUACCUCUCAAUGAUGUGGUUCGUAAUUACAAGAAAUAUAUCCCGAAGGUUAUUGUCAGAAGACAUGGACCUUUUCCAAAGAAGUACGCCCAUGACUAUCUCCCACAGUUGUGCUCCGUGGGUCACAAUGUAAAUUAUGUCAAAAAUCUCUACCUACAACAAUUAUAUGGAUUAGCGCCUAACUAUCUCGCAGAGGAGUAUGAUAACGUCCUCUGGCAGAACGGUAGUGAUGUGGUACCUGUGAGAGUGGUGGUCGCACCCUUUCACCCCCACCAGGCCGGAAUACGUCUAUAUAAUACUUGCAAAAGAGAUUGGUUUCACGUUUGCACGAUAGAAGAGUUGAUUUAUUUGACGAGAAACGGUGAUCAUUCUUUAGAAGUUUCUAGAAGAGGGACGCCUUUGUUUUUCAAAUUCAAAUCCGAGGAACAAUUGUCGUCAUUUAUAUCAUUAUGCGAUGGUUAUUAUCGGUUAAUGGUGAAAUGGACGUUUAACCUUUCAAAAGACGACGAGACUCCCUCAUUGAAAGAAUUGCAAAGGAUAAAAUGUCAUGGUCCAGUCGGUGGUGCGUUUUCGUACCGGAAGUUAGAAGAAAAAAGAAGUAAAAAACACGGGUGCUAUAUUAUAAGACAGUGUCAGGAUGACUACAAUGUAUUUUAUUUAGACGUUUGUACAAAGAAUAGUACCACAGAGACAUACAGAUUAGAGUACAAAGGACAUUGUUACAUAUUUAACAAAGAGGAAUACUUCAGCAUUGAAAGAUUGGUCAGCUGUCAUCAGAAUAAUGAAGGGAGGAUAUUUUUAAACGAGUGUAUCCCUCCUUCGGAAUAUGACAAAUCUCAGUUACUCCUCUGCGGGGAACCACUGAAAAAAGGUGUCAGGAUAGACCAGGCCGAGUUGCAAGAUAUAUUGAAGGAUAACAAAAGUCCCCGAUGUCUACCAAACAAGGACAUACUCUUGUAUACAGGCUCUGAAAAAGUGGGAUCCGAAAACGUCACAGCUACAUACAAAGCUUUAUGGAGGCUCGAUGAAACUAAAAAGCUUCUCGUUGCUUUCAAAACUCUUCAGAGGGACAGAGCUAAUGAUUAUCUGAAGGAUUUUAUCGAAUUAGCGAGUAAAUGGGCUUGCGUGCAGUCAAGUUCGAUCGUCCGGCUGUAUGGCGUUACUCUCAGCUCACCGACAGCGAUGGUGCUUGAAUUCUUGCCUUACGGACCAUUUGAUGUCUACCUAAGGGAAAACGAAGAACGCGUAAAGCCGUUACAUUUAAAGAAAGUAGCCGCAGGCUUGGCUCGAGCGCUGUGGGACCUGUCGGAGGCCGGAGUCGUCCACGGCGGGAUACGCUGUCGACGGCUCUUGCUGUCAUCUCACCAAGCCGACCGGAUCAUUGUCAAACUAUCGGGCCCUAGUCUUAGACAGUAUACACCGCAAGAUGUUCAUUGGAUGCCGGUGGAAUUUUUCUCGGACAUGAAUCUCGCAAAGCGUUCAGUCGUUGGUGAUAUUUGGGCGUUCGCGACCACGUUGUGGGAAGUGUUCUCCUACGGACAGUCGCCCGCCGACACCAACCCCGUGCUGACUGCAAGGAGCUACGAGAUGGGCGACCGGCUGCUGCGGCCGUCGCGCUGCCCGGGCGAGGUGUGGGCGCUGCUGCGGCAGUGCUGGCACAGCGACCCGCUGCGCCCGCAGGAGAUCAUGCGGGACAUGAACCACAUGCUGCACCGCGAGUACGUACCGCUCCACGAGUAUGAAGAACCAAAGAUUUCCUUAGACCACAUGGAGCACGCAGAAACAGUGUCAAGCGACCGGUUUAUUCCGAGCGAAUUAAGCGACGCCGGAAGCAACAAAUCGUUGAUCUCAGUGGACAGCAGCGCGGCCUCCAUGAACGGCACCAUGUCGGAUCAGUACGAUAAUCCGUUCGCGGACAACAAGAGCUCCAACUCGCUGGAGAGCAUGAACGCGCUGACGUACGCGCUGCGCAGCGGCGCGGGGGGCGCGGGCGGCGCGGGGGGCGGCGGCGGCGCGCCCGACGCGCCCGACGACCUCGCCGCCUGCGCCGCGCCGCGCCUCAUGGAGUCCAUCGUGUCGCAGGGCAAGACCUACCUCGUCACCGUCACCAAGAAGAUCGGCAGCGGUAAUUAUGGUCACGUGUUCAAAGGAUGGAUGGAGCGAGACAACCAGGAAUCUCAACGAAAAGAAGUGGCCGUUAAAAAAUUGACAAGGCAGGCAUCCGAGAGGAAUGGCAGUCUCUAUGAGGACUUUAAAAAUGAACUCGAGAUUAUGAAAUCGCUACAACACAUAAAUAUAGUGGAAAUCCUCGGCUACUCCUGGGACCAUGGGUCUGACGUUCUUAUUGUUAUGGAGUAUUUGGAAGAAGGGUCGCUCAACUAUUACCUUAAGUUCCAAGGGGACAAACUACGUAUAUCGCAUCUGCUUAAAUAUGCGAAGGAUAUAGCUACGGGUAUGGAUCAUGUGUCUGCAAAAAAUGUAGUGCAUCGAGACUUGGCUACGCGAAACAUCCUUGUAGUCAAUAAGUAUCACGUUAAGAUCUCAGACUUUGGACUGGCGAGGAUUAUUCCUAAAGAAGAGAACACAUAUCGGAUCAAGACCGAGAGAUUGUUGCCGAUUAAUUGGUACGCGCCGGAGUCGGCCGUGGAGCCGUGGCACUUCUCGACGAAGAGCGACGUGUGGUCGUUCGGCGUGACGGCGUGGGAGAUCUUCACUCGCGCACGCCACGAGGUGCCCAAGUUCGACGUGGAGCGGCCCAGGGAGAGGGCCUCCUGUUUCCAAAUACCGGAGGGUUGCCCUUCAGAAAUAUUUAGGCAUCUCAUGAAGGAGUGUUGGGCGCUCGACCCGAACAUGCGACCGAAGUUCAUCGAUCUCGUGCACAUGUGCAAGCGUUUUAUGGACGAGUAUAAGUGAGCUGAUAUCAAUCUUAAUUCACGGUAAUAAGACAGGAUUUCCCUCAAAUCCACAUUUAAUAAAACGAGUGAUGUUGAUAUUGAUUACAUUACUUUUAUAGGAUGUU
Messenger RNA from Vanessa tameamea, 3656 nucleotides. RefSeq names its product tyrosine-protein kinase hopscotch (gene hop). Gene Ontology annotation, molecular function: cytokine receptor binding; non-membrane spanning protein tyrosine kinase activity; ATP binding. The coding region runs from base 221 to 3550 and encodes 1109 amino acids. The record is from RefSeq and is a predicted model, not a curated record. Gene Ontology annotation, biological process: protein phosphorylation; intracellular signal transduction; cell differentiation. The transcript has 22 exons. Gene Ontology annotation, cellular component: cytosol; cytoskeleton. NCBI's taxonomy places the organism in Eukaryota, Metazoa, Arthropoda, Insecta, Lepidoptera, Nymphalidae.